UUGGACCCUAACAACCUCGACUCUUCACACCAACAGCUACGACCUCCUCCUUCUCCCUGUGACUUCAUAUCUCUAACACAUCAAACCACCUACCCACCUCCCCCUUCUCGCCGCUACAACUACCUGCCCAAGAUGUCUCAGGAAGCUUUCGACAAGGCCGUCAUCGACUCCAAGAAGUUGACCUCCAAGCCUGGCCAGGACGACCUGCUCGCGCUCUACGGUCUCUACAAGGUCGCCGCCGGCGAGGACAUCUCCAAGGCACCCGCUCCCGGUGUCUUCGAUUUCAAGGGCAAGUACAAGAAGGAAGCCUGGCAGAAGAACCUCAAGGAGCUCAACGGCAACGACGACCCUGUCCCUACCGCGGCGGCACAGGAGGCGGCCAAGAAGAAGUAUGCCGAGCUGAUUGAGAAGCUGAAGAAGGAGUGCGGCUUUGACGAGAACAAGGUGCCUGAGGAGGUUGGUGGAAACUAAAGUCAAUCAUCGUGAUGAUGAUGGUCUGAUGAUGAUGGCAUUGCGGGCGACUACACAUGCAACACGCGCACGACGGAGACGACGGCCACAGGCAUAUGCAAUGCAGCAAAUGCGGGUCAUAUCCACAGGUUUAUGAUGUUCAGAAAUAUAUACCAAAACAGUAAAGUAAACUGCACAAACUAGCUGCC
This is a messenger RNA of Cryphonectria parasitica EP155, 659 nucleotides long. Its product is annotated as acyl-CoA binding protein. The transcript has 3 exons. Gene Ontology annotation, molecular function: long-chain fatty acyl-CoA binding. Gene Ontology annotation, biological process: fatty acid metabolic process. Bases 133 to 471 code for a protein of 112 amino acids. The record is from RefSeq and is a predicted model, not a curated record. NCBI's taxonomy places the organism in Eukaryota, Fungi, Ascomycota, Sordariomycetes, Diaporthales, Cryphonectriaceae.